Molecule: messenger RNA, 4435 nt
Organism: Nestor notabilis (Kea)
Lineage: Eukaryota; Metazoa; Chordata; Aves; Psittaciformes; Psittacidae
Gene: MYOM2
Product: myomesin 2
Exons: 37
Coding region: 74-4435 (1453 amino acids)
Molecular function (GO): protein binding
Source: RefSeq, a predicted model, not a curated record
GGGAAAGGCUGGUCUUCUCUGUGCCGAAAUUUUUCUGUAUCCCUCGGAAUUAUUGAUUGUAACACACUGAAAUAUGUCUUCAGUAGCAGUGCCAUUUUACCAGAGGAGGCACAAGCACUUUGAUCAGUCCUAUCGCAACAUUCAGACAAGAUAUGUCCUUGAGGAAUAUGCAGCAAGAAAGGCUGCUUCCAGACGGGCUGUUUAUUAUGAAUUACCUGGCCUGGGGAAAACGACAUGCAGGCUCUGUGCCAGGAGGGCACGCAGCUUGGCUCACGAAGCAAUACAAGAAUCGAGGAAAAGGACCCAUGAACAAAAGACUCAUGCAAGUGAAGAGAAAAGAAUACGGUUUGCCAAUGAGUUGUCUGUUUUGGAAAAAGAGAUUCACACAGCCAGACACCGUGCUAGAGAACAUCUGGAUAGACUUGAAGUACAAAGGAUGGUAGAAGAAAACAUGGCUCUAGAAAGACAUGCUCUUGAGGAAAGUAUAAGUCGAGCUCCUGAAAUUCUAGUACGCCUGAGGUCUCACACUGUCUGGGAAAAGAUGUCUGUGAGCCUUUGCUUCACCGUACAAGGAUUUCCCACCCCUGUUGUACAAUGGUACAAAAAUGAAGAAUUGAUUACCCCUGCAAGUGAUCCAAGAAAGUACAGAAUUGAAAGCAAAUAUGGAGUACAUGUGUUGCAUAUAAACAGAGCUGAUUUUGAUGAUUCUGCUACCUAUUCAGCGGUUGCAACAAAUGUCCAUGGGCAGGCAUCAACUAAUUGUGCUGUGGUUGUGCGAAGGUUCAGAGAAGGUGAAGAGCCUCACCCAGCUGGGAUAAUGCCCUUCCACUUGCCCCUGUCGUACGAUAUUUGUUUCACCCACAUUGAUGUCCAGUUUCUGGAGAAGUUUGGAGUCACCUUUGCAACUGAAGGUGAAACACUGACCCUGAAGUGUUCUAUGUUGAUCACCCCAGACCUGAAAAGACUACAACCUCGUGCUGAGUGGUAUAGAGAUGAUGUGCUGAUAAAGGACUCCAAGUGGACAAAGCUGUAUUUUGGAGAAGGCCAGGCAGCUCUUUCCUUUACCCAUCUGAACAAAGAUGAUGAAGGUUUAUACACCCUGCGGAUGGUUACAAGAGGUGGAGUGAGCGAAUACAGUGCAUACCUAUUUGUCAGAGAUGCUGAUGCAUUGAUCGCAGGAGCACCAGGGGCACCGAUGGAUGUUAAAUGCCAUGAUGCUAACAGAGACUAUGUUAUUGUUACUUGGAAACCACCAAACACAAUCAAUGAGAGCCCAGUCAUCGGGUAUUUUGUUGACAAAUGUGAAGUAGGCUUGGAAAACUGGGUCCAGUGCAAUGAUGCUCCUGUAAAAAUCUGCAAGUAUCCUGUGACUGGUCUUUACGAGGGACAUUCUUACGUAUUCCGUGUAAGGGCAGUGAACAGUGCUGGCAUUAGCAGGCCUUCUCGAGCAUCUGAACCAGUUGCAGCUCUUGACCCUGUUGACCUGGAGAGAACACAAACUAUUCAUGUGGAUGAAGGGCGGAAGAUUGUGAUCAGUAAGGAUGACCUUGAAGGUGAUAUUCAGAUUCCAGGCCCUCCCACCAAUGUACAUGCCUCAGAAAUCAGCAAAACAUACGUUGUACUCAGCUGGGAUCCACCUGUUCCCCGUGGCAGGGAACCACUGACAUAUUUCAUUGAGAAGUCCAUGGUUGGUAGUGGAAGCUGGCAAAGAGUCAAUGCACAGGUUGCAGUAAAAUCUCCUCGCUAUGCAGUGUUUGACCUUGCAGAAGGAAAAUCAUAUGUUUUCCGAGUCUUGUCAGCAAACAAGCAUGGCAUCAGUGAUCCAUCUGAAAUCACAGUACCUAUUCAACCAGAAGAUACCAUCGUUGCUCCAUCUACACCUGGUCAGGUAGUGGCCACAAGGAAUACGAAAACAUCAGUUGUGGUUCAAUGGGAUAAACCAAAACAUGAAGAGGAUUUGUAUGGCUACUAUAUUGACUAUUCUGUGGUGGGAUCAAAUCACUGGGAACCUAGUAACCAUAAACCUAUUAAAUAUAAUAGGUUUGUUGUUCAUGGUUUGGAAACUGGACAGCAGUACAUCUUCCGUGUGAAAGCUGUGAAUGCUGUAGGAUUCAGUGAAAAUUCACAGGAGUCAGAGGCUAUAACAGUACAGGCAGCUCUUACUUGUCCAUCAUACCCUCAUGGUAUCACACUUCUGAACUGUGAUGGUCAUUCAAUGACCCUUGGCUGGAAAGCACCAAGGUACAGUGGAGGUUCACCAAUCCUUGGUUAUUAUAUGGAUAAACGGGAAGCUAAUCAUCAAAACUGGCAUGAAGUCAAUUCUUCCCUUAUUACCCAGACAAUUUACACGGUGGAGGAUUUAACAGAAGAUGCUUUCUAUGAAUUCAAAGUUGCUGCUGCAAAUUUGGUUGGAAUAGGUCAACCUUCAGAUCCCAGUGAGCAUUUUAAGUGUAAAGCCUGGACUAUGCCAGAACCUGGUCCUGCCUACGAUCUCAACAUUUGUGAAGUUAGAAAUACAUCCCUGGUUCUUCUGUGGAAAGCUCCUGUAUAUGAAGGCAAAAGUCCUAUUGCUGGGUAUUUAGUGGACUAUAAGGAAGUAGAUACAGAAGACUGGGUCACUGCUAACGAAAAGCCUACUCCAAAGCGCUAUUUUAAGGUCACUGAUUUACAAGAGGGUCAUAGCUAUGUUUUCAAAGUUCGUGCAGUAAAUGAUGCUGGGAUAGGCAAAUCAUCUGAGAUAUCUGAACCAGUGCUUGUUGAGGCACGGCCAGGAACAAAAGAAAUCUUUUCAGGUGUGGAUGAUGAAGGUAAUAUUUACCUGGCUUUUGAGUGCAAGGAAGCUACAGCUGCGUCUCAUUUUGUGUGGGGUAAAUCAUAUGAGGAGAUUGAUGAUACUGAUAAGUUUAAGAUUGAAACAGAAGGAAGCUGUUCAAAGCUGUACUUCAAAAAUCCUGAUAAAUCAGACUUGGGAACUUAUUCUAUCUCGGUUAGUGACACAGAUGGAGUUUCAUCCAGCUUUGUUAUGGAUGAUGAAGAGUUUGAACGUUUGAUGGCAUUAAGCAAUGAGAUAAAGAAUCCAACAAUACCUCUGAAAUCAGAAUUAGCUUAUGAGGUUCUUGAGAAAGGACAAGUUCGUUUCUGGAUUCAGGCUGAAAGCUUAUCACCAGAUUCUACCUUCAGAUUUGUUAUUAAUGAUAAAGAAGUUGAAAACAGUGAUAGGCAUAAAAUAAAUUGUGACCGUUCAAAUGGCAUUAUAGAAAUGGUGAUGGACCAAUUUACAAUUGACAAUGAAGGUACCUACACAGUGCAGAUUCAAGAUGGAAAGGCCAAGAACCAGUCUUCAUUAGUUCUCAUUGGAGAUGCAUUCAAGGCAGUAUUGGCUGAGUCUCAGCUCCAGCAAAAGGAAUUUCUCAGGAAGCAAGGUCCUCACUUCUCAGAGUUUUUGUAUUGGAAAGUUACAGAGGAAUGUGAAGUUUUAUUCGCUUGUAAGGUUGCAAACACGAAGAAGGAGACUGUUUUCAAGUGGUAUAAGGACGGUUCUGGAAUUGAUGUUGAUGAGGUGCCUGAUCUGCAGAAGGAAGAAUGUCACCUCAGUAUUCAGAGGCUGUCUCGCAAAGAUGAAGGAGUUUAUAAGGCAACACUAUCAGAUGAUAGAGGUCAUGAUGUAUCUACUCUUGAAUUAUCAGGAAAAGUGUAUGAUGAUAUAAUUCUGGCAUUGAGCGAAGUCAGUGGUAAGUCAGCCUCUCCACUGAAGAUCCUUUGCACUGAGGAAGGAAUAACGCUCCAGUGUUUCUUGAAGUACUACAAUGAAGAAAUGAAAAUCAACUGGUCUCACAGGGAAUCUAAGAUUUCUUCUAGUGAAAAGAUGAAGAUUGGAGGUGGAGAGAAUGUUGCCUGGCUGCAGAUAAGUGAACCUACUGAAAAGGAUAAGGGGAACUAUACUAUUGAAAUCUUUGGCAGCAAGCAAUCCUACAAACGCACACUCGAUCUGUCUGGGCAAGCUUUUGAUGAUGCAUGUGCAGAAUUCCAGCGACUCAAGGCAGCUGCUUUUGCUGAGAAGAAUCGUGGUAAAGUCAUUGGUGGUUUGCCUGAUGUCGUUACUAUAAUGGAUGGGAAGACGCUGAAUCUGACCUGUACUGUAUUUGGAAAUCCUGACCCUGAAGUGUCUUGGUUCAAGAAUGACAAGGUCUUUGAACUUAAUGAGCACUAUGCUUUUUCACUGGAACAAGGGAAAUAUGCCAGUUUAACAAUCAAGGGAGUGACCUCAGAAGACUCCGGCAAAUAUAGCAUCCAUGUCAAGAACAAGUAUGGUGGGGAAAAAGUGGAUGUCACUAUAAGUGUGUACAAACAUGGUGAAAAAAUGCCUGAAAUUAAGCCUGGCCAGCUUGCUAAACCCAGCCCAAUCCCACCAUCAGAGGAAGUCCUCCAACCUUAG